UGUUAGAGUUCCGUAAACUUUCAUUACCAACAAUGAUGAAAAAUCCGAUAGCUUUUUGCGUCUUUACGCUGGCUUUGGUUCACUUCAGUUACGGAAAAGUGGCUGCCUUUCCACCGAAUCCUUCUUCCUUUUGCGGGAAGCAGAUGUUUAUUGACGAUGCCCUUAUUAUCGACGGUCCUUUUCAAGAAGGUUGUGUUUUAGAGUUUCAAACACAAGACGACCGUAUUCUGGCGUUCAGCGUCCUUCGUGAAGUCAUGGAGGUAUUUGGGGACGAAAUGGACAACGAUUCUCCAAUCCUUCAACUUGAACACCAGGAAACCCACGAACUUUCAGGAAAAGACGAAUUGCCUGUGACUCUCUACACUAAAAAUUCGAAAGCGUCCGUUCGAUUUUUGAAAGCGGCAACCCAUUUGCAGCUCAAGAUUCAAAAGGCCGUUGCUUGUGGAUUCAACGUGGGAGUAGACACUAGCUGUGGACGAAUAGUGGACGAGGUUUCCUGCUAUUGUCAAAUCUCGAGGCUUCUGAGCCAGGCUGAUCACGCGAUGUUCUGCCUUGACGUCGACAUGAAAUUGGUGUCUUUCGAAACGCAACUAGAAGAACAGAAGGUUCGCGGAGCUUGGAUUCCCGAUCAACAACACUGGACCUCACUGACCGAUUACCGUCGUGACAACUCAUGGGUUUGGGAAAGCACGAUGUCGCUGUUGACCGACCAGACUUACACUGCUUGGUUCCCAGGGAGACCCAAUAUGCAAGUUGACAAUACUGACGAUUGCAUGGUCUACGGCGGUGAUUUCCUGACGUAUUGGGGAGACGUUAACUGCGGCGAAACGGCUCGUGCUGUUUGUGAAGCUCAGCCUUAAAUUGCCAACCCUAA
This is a messenger RNA of Daphnia carinata, 874 nucleotides long. RefSeq lists its product as uncharacterized. The transcript is spliced from 6 exons. The record is from RefSeq and is a predicted model, not a curated record. Bases 33 to 860 code for a protein of 275 amino acids. Lineage: Eukaryota; Metazoa; Arthropoda; Branchiopoda; Diplostraca; Daphniidae.